AGCGUCAGACGACUUGUGGAGGCUAACUUUUGAGUUAUUACAGUGUGGACACUACAGCUGUACCGUUGAUGGUCAGAAGAGGAAGCUGGAUGAAAGUGAGCAUGCAGUUUUGAAUCAUAGGAGGGAUCUGAUUGCAAAGUACAGAAGUUCUAUUGAAGAGCUUGCAAAGUACAGAAGAUAUAUUUUGUUUAAUGGACAUUUGCAGGAAAUAGACAUCCAGAAGUUAGAGAAGUUAAAGGAAAUAUUUCAAGGGAUGGAGGACCAUGGCACACAUGUAUUGAUGGCUGUUUAUUUAUAUGAAGCAAUAGUAAAAGAUGAUGUUGGUGAUUUAAUUUCUCGCUUGGUAGAACUCUCUCCGUCUACCAUUUUUCACCAAGUGAGUGCAUCAGGGAAUUCAUUGCUUCACAAGGCAGCAAGUUUUGGAAGCAUAAAGAUAGCUAAACUCAUCAUCGAUCACUUCCCCUUCCUUCUUACCAGGAGAAAUGUUUUAGGUGAUACUGCACUUCACGUCGCAAUCAAAGCUAGAAAAUUGGAUGUGGCAACCAAAGAUAACAAAUUGAACGUAAUGGAAGUCCUCAUUGAUGCUUACGCUAAUGACUGUGAACAGUUAUUACAAAUGAAGAACAACAUUGGAAACACUGCCCUGCAUGAGGCUGUCAUAGCUCAGUGUUCUCUUAAAGUCGUGAAAUAUUUAUUUUCGCGUCAUAAAGAAGCGUCGUACUAUUUGAAUGACGCAGGUGAAUCUCCAUUAUGUCUAGCCAUUGAAACUGAAAAUAUAGAAAUUCUUGAACUUUUGUUAGAAGCUCCAUAUGAAAAUGGCAGGCUGAUGGAAAGGCCUCGGAUAGAGUCACCUGUUCAUGCUGCCAUCUUCAUGAAAAGGCGAGAUAUGUUGGAAAAAAUAUUCGAGAAGAAUAAAACACUAUUCAACAUAAGAGAUGAAAAGGGGAAGACACCAUUGCAUUAUGCAGCAUCCAAUGGUUACAUUGAUGGUGUUCGGUUCCUGCUAAAAGAAUUUCAACAACAAGCCUUUGAAAGGAGUAAAAAUGGUGACUUUCCUAUUCACGCUGCAUGCAAAAGAGGCCAUAUAAAGGUAGUCAAGGAGUUGCUUCAACAACAGUGGCCAAGUCUAACAGAAUUACUCAACAAAAAGAGCCAGAAUAUUCUUCAUGUUGCUGCUGAGAAUGGAAAAAACAAUGUGGUAAAAGCCGUACUAAGUGACUCAAAGUUUGAGGAGCUUAUAAACGCAGUAGACAAGAAUGGAAAUACAGCUUUGCAUUUGGCGUCACAGAACCUUCAUUCUAAAGUCAUAUGUUCUCUUACGUGGGAUAAGAGAGUUGAUUUAAAACGCAGAAACAGGGAAGGCCUGACUGCUAUUGAUAUUGCUUCAAGUAUUCGAAACCAUUUGAAAGCUACGCAGGAGUUAACACUUUGGGUCUUAAGUUCAGCUGGCACACCCUACAGUGAAAAGGGUAGGAAGAUUAGCUUGCGACGAGAAAGGAAACCACCAAAACCGGAGCAAAUUCAGCACCUGAUCAACGUAAUAUUGGUGAUAGCAGUGCUAGUGGCCACCGUGACCUUUUCUGCUGCCUUAACUGUACCGGGUGGUUUUAACCGCUCUGAUGCGGGACACAGAAACGCUUUCCGGGUUUUCAUUAUCUGUGAUUCCAUAGCUAUGUAUGUCUCCAUGACAGGGGCUUUCGUCCUCAUAUGGGCAUUAGUAUCCACUGAUGGGGAAAAGUUCGCCAUUAAUAACGCUUUAUAUCUACUGGUGGUAGCUAUUUUCGCGAUGUCGUUGGCAUUCAUCGCCGUUGUACACAUAGCCCUGAGCAAUAUUCCUUGGAUUGCGUAUCUUGUUAUGGUUGGGGGAAUCUACUACCUAUGCGUUUUCAGUUUCAUUUUCGCUACGUUGUUUUUCCCAAAAAUUAGGAUUUCCAAUCGUAUGUUACAUUUCAUUAGUCACUAUAGCGUUCCAUUCCUGCUUUUAAUCGCCCAAAUUUGGGAACGAGUCCCUUUAAUGUUUCACUGAUGCCUUUAUUCGUCCGACGUUGGGAACAAGUAGAUGAUAGCAAAGCAAGAGUCUCAGCCAGAGAGAGAAGAUUUGCAGGAGGAAGGCCACAUAAGGGAGGACUAGCUCAUUUCAAAUAUGCAUAAUGCUCGUGCAUCUUGUGAUCAAUCUCAAGCCACUUCUCAAAUAAUAAAAGCUUGUGGGACUUAUCAAAUAUGGAAGGGUUGUGAUUGUAAUAAGAUGUUUGGACAUUAACAAGCAUCAUAUCCUAUGGAUUGUAAUAUUUUAGAUGUUUGGACUUUACCAAGCACCAUUUCCUAUAAUAGAGGGUAUUUGCAUGAUAACAUGUAGGGGGGGGGGGG
Messenger RNA from Quercus robur (English oak), 2367 nucleotides. Its product is annotated as protein ACCELERATED CELL DEATH 6-like. Lineage: Eukaryota; Viridiplantae; Streptophyta; Magnoliopsida; Fagales; Fagaceae. The record is from RefSeq and is a predicted model, not a curated record. Bases 254 to 2026 code for a protein of 590 amino acids. The transcript is spliced from 6 exons. Gene Ontology annotation, molecular function: protein phosphatase regulator activity; protein phosphatase 1 binding. Gene Ontology annotation, cellular component: plasma membrane.